Molecule: messenger RNA, 1476 nt
Organism: Biomphalaria glabrata
Lineage: Eukaryota; Metazoa; Mollusca; Gastropoda; Planorbidae
Product: sodium/potassium/calcium exchanger 1-like
Exons: 1
Coding region: 1-1476 (491 amino acids)
Source: RefSeq, a predicted model, not a curated record
AUGACAUUAGCCCAAGAGGAGGAGGGAGAGACGGAGAGGAAGACAUUAGCCCAAGAGGAGGAGGGAGAGACGGAGAGGAAGACAUUAGCCCAAGAGGAGGAGGUAGAGGUGGAGAGGAAGACAUUAGCUCAAGAGGGAGAGGUGGAGAGGAAGACAUUAGCACAAGAGGGAGAGGUGGAGAGGAAGACAUUAGCCCAAGAGGGAGAGGUGGAGAGGAAGACAUUAGCACAAGAGGGAGAGGUGGAGAGGAAGACAUUAGCCCAAGAGGGAGAGACGGAGAGGAAGACAUUAGCACAAGAGGGAGAGACGGAGAGGAAGACAUUAGCACAAGAGGGAGAGACGGAGAGGAAGACAUUAGCACAAGAGGGAGAGGUGGAGAGGAAGACAUUAGCCCAAGAGGGAGAGGUGGAGAGGAAGACAUUAGCACAAGAGGGAGAUACGGAGAGGAAGACAUUAGCCCAAGAGGGAGAGACGGAGAGGAAGACAUUAGCACAAGAGGGAGAGGUGGAGAGGAAGACAUUAGCCCAAGAGGGAGAGGUGGAGAGGAAGACAUUAGCACAAGAGGGAGAGGUGGAGAGGAAGACAUUAGCCCAAGAGGGAGAGGUGGAGAGGAAGACAUUAGCACAAGAGGGAGAUACGGAGAGGAAGACAUUAGCCCAAGAGGGAGAGACGGAGAGGAAGACAUUAGCACAAGAGGGAGAGGUGGAGAGGAAGACAUUAGCCCAAGAGGGAGAGGUGGAGAGGAAGACAUUAGCACAAGAGGGAGAGGUGGAGAGGAAGACAUUAGCCCAAGAGGAGGAGGGAGAGACGGAGAGGAAGACAUUAGCACAAGAGGGAGAGGUGGAGAGGAAGACAUUAGCUCAAGAGGGAGAGGUGGAGAGGAAGACAUUAGCACAAGAGGGAGAGGUGGAGAGGAAGACAUUAGCCCAAGAGGAGGAGGGAGAGACGGAGAGGAAGACAUUAGCCCAAGAGGAGGAGGGAGAGACGGAGAGGAAGACAUUAGCCCAAGAGGAGGAGGUAGAGGUGGAGAGGAAGACAUUAGCACAAGAGGGAGAGGUGGAGAGGAAGACAUUAGCCCAAGAGGAGGAGGUAGAGGUGGAGAGGAAGACAUUAGCCCAAGAGGAGGAGGUAGAGGUGGAGAGGAAGACAUUAGCCCAAGAGGAGGAGGUAGAGGUGGAGAGGAAGACAUUAGCUCAAGAGGGAGAUGUGGAGAGGAAGACAUUAGCCCAAGAGGAGGAGGUAGAGGUGGAGAGGAAGACAUUAGCUCAAGAGGGAGAGGUGGAGAGGAAGACAUUAGCCCAAGAGGAGGAGGGAGAGACGGAGAGGAAGACAUUAGCCCAAGAGAAGGAGGGAGAGACGGAGAGGAAGACAUUAGCUCAAGAGGGAGAGGUGGAGAGGAAGACAUUAGCUCAAGAGGAGGAGAUAAGGAAAACAUUAGCACAAGAGGAGGCGAUAAGGAAGACAUUAGCCCAUUAG